Messenger RNA from Impatiens glandulifera, 4900 nucleotides. Its product is annotated as translocase of chloroplast 120, chloroplastic-like. Gene Ontology annotation, biological process: protein targeting to chloroplast. The transcript is spliced from 2 exons. Lineage: Eukaryota; Viridiplantae; Streptophyta; Magnoliopsida; Ericales; Balsaminaceae. The coding region runs from base 172 to 4365 and encodes 1397 amino acids. The record is from RefSeq and is a predicted model, not a curated record. Gene Ontology annotation, molecular function: GTP binding; GTPase activity. Gene Ontology annotation, cellular component: chloroplast outer membrane.
UGUUUUGACACUUCUGCUGACCGAAUUAUAGCUCAGUUUCUUUUCAAUCCCUAAUUUCUCUCUGCGCUCUCUACUCUUGCUCCGCCUCGCCUUCAAAUCUCAACAUUUCUCCGUCGGCAACCCUUUUCCGCCUCCGGUAUCUUCACAACUGGUGAAUUUCAAUAAGCAGUGAUGGAAAAUGGAGUUGUUGAUGAUUCGCCUUUGCUGACGACUCAUUCUGUGAAGGAGGUCUUAGAACACGAGGUUACAAGCUCGGAGAUAGUAGAAUCGGAAGCUGAUGCUGUUUUUGAGGAUUCAAUCUCCACGGAGACACCACGAGUAACUCAUAGUGACGAUUUGAAUAAUUUGAAUAACACUGUCGAUGUUGAAUUCAACCUUGAUUCUGAAAUUGAGGUUGAGACUUUUAAAUCUGAAAACCACAAAGAUGAGGUUCAGCAGGUUGUUGUUGCUGAAGAUAAGAUAGAAGAUGCAACUGCGGAGGACAAACCUAUACCUAUUGUUGAAGAAACUGCUCCAGAUGCGAGUGAAGGAGAAACCACAGCUAACCUUGAUUCUGAAGUUGAGGUUGAGAAUUUUAAAGAUGCGAUUGAAGUUUUUUCUGCAACUGAAAACCACAAAGAUGAGAUACAACAGGUUCUUGCUGAAGACGAGAUAGAAGCUGUGGUGGCGAACCAGGAAGCUAUUGUUGAAGCAACUGCUCUAGAUGUUCACCAGGAGGAAAUAGAGGAGGUAAUAAUACCUGAAGAACAUCAAAAUGGUGUUUAUGAGAGAGAGGUUGAGGCAGUUGGAGUUUCAUCUGGAACUGAAAACCACAAAGACGAGGUUCAGCAGGUUGUUGCUGAUGACAUGAUAGAAGAUGUGGCGGCAGACAAUGAACCUAUUGUUGAGGCAACUUCUCCAGAUACUCACCAAGCAGAAACCUCAGCUAAAGAAGAAAUAGUUGAGGUCGUAAUGCCUCAAGAACACCAAAAUGGUGUUUAUGAGAGCGAGAAAGAGGCGAUUGAGAUUUCAUCUGCAAAUGAAAACCACAAAGACGAGGUUCAGAAGGUUGUUGCUGAUGAAAGGAUAGAAGAUGUGACGACAGACAAAGAACCUAUUGUUGAAGCAACUGCUCCAGAUACCCACCAAGCAGAAACCUCAGCUAAAGAAGAAAUAGGCGAGGCCGUAAUGCCUGAAGAACAUCAAAAUGGUGUUUAUGAGAGCGAGAAAGUGGCGACUGAGAUUUCAUCUGCUAUUGAAAACCACAAAGAUGAGGUUCUGUUUGUCGCUGAAGACAAGAUUGAAAAUGUGGCGCUGGACGAACAACCUAUAAUUGAAGCAACUGCUCCAGAUGCUCUCCAAGGAGAAACCACAGCCAACAAAGAAAUAGAGGAGGUAACAAUGCCUGAAGAACAUCAAAAUGGUACUUAUGGGAGAGAGAAAGAUGCUAUUGGAAUUUCUUCUGCAACUGAAAACCACAAGGAUGAGGUUCAGGUUGUUGCUGAAGAAAAGAUAAAAUCUGUGGCAGCUGAUGACGAAGAGGGUCAGUUUGUCGCUGAAGACAAGAUAGAAGUUGUGGCGGACAACCAACCUAUUAUUGAAGCAACUGUGCCAGAUGCUCACCAAGGAGAAACCACAGCUAACGAAGAACAUCAAAAUGGUGUUUAUGAGAAAGAGGCUAUUGGAAUUUCAUCUGAAAGUCAAAACCACAAAGAUGAGAUUCAGUUUGUUGCUGAAGACAAGAUAGAAUUUGUGGUUGUGGAAGACCAUCCUAUUAUUGAAGCAACUGCUUCAGAUGGUGAGGAAGAGCAAAAUGGUGCUUUUGAGAGGGAAAAGUUGUCUGACUCGCAGAUUAAUAAUAAUAAUAAUGCAAACGAGGAUGUGGAUAUAAUAACCAAGGAAUUAAAGAUUGAUAGUAGACCCAAGACAUCUGGCGCUCCUUCUGUGGCUGAGGUUGAUUGUGAAUCUUCCCAUGAACCAAUUCAUAAUUUAUCUACAGAUAAUCUCAAAAUGGAACCAAAUUUUGAAGAGAAAGAGGAGAAAGUUGUAGAGCCUAUGGAGGAAGCUGAGAUCAAACCCACAGUUGCCAUCCCUCCAUCCUCCCAGAAGUCUACUACUGCUCACCCUGCAGGUCUAGGACGUGCUGCCCCUUUGUCAGAAUCCGCACCUCGAGCAGUACAUCAUCCUCGUGUUAAUGGAGCUCUUUCUCAGACGCAGAAUCAAUCUGUUGACGAGACUCUUAAUAAUGGAGUAGGAGAACCAACCGAGGAAUAUGAUGAGACUCGGGAGAAACUUCAGAUGAUAAGAGUCAAAUUUUUGCGGCUUGCUCUUCGGCUAGGUCAGACUCCCCAUAAUGCAGUCGUGGCUCAAGUCUUGUAUAGGCUCGGGCUUGCAGAGCAGCUUCGAGGAAGAAGUGGGGGUCGUGUGGCUGCGUUUAGCUUCGACCGUGCAAGUGCAAUGGCUGAGCAGCUUGAGGCGGGUGGGCAGGAGCCACUUGACUUUUCUUGCACAAUCAUGGUUCUGGGGAAAACCGGAGUGGGUAAAAGCGCAACCAUAAACUCGAUAUUCGACGAGAUUAAGUUCGGAACCGAUGCCUUUCAGUUGGGAACGAAAAAAGUUGAAGACGUUGUCGGAACUGUCCAGGGAAUCAAGGUUCGGGUUAUUGACACGCCUGGUCUUCUCCCUUCCUGGACUGACCAACAACAUAACGUGAAGAUUCUGCGUUCGGUUAAGCAGUUUAUGAAGAAGACACCACCAGACAUUGUUUUGUAUCUGGACAGGUUGGAUAUGCAGAGUAGGGAUCUAACCGACUUGCCUCUUUUGCGCACCAUUACAGAAAUAUUUGGGCCUUCGAUUUGGUUCAAUGCAAUUGUUGUUCUUACCCAUGCGGCUUCGGCUCCGCCUGAAGGUCCAAAUGGUACCACGACGAGUUACGACAUGUUUGUGACUCAAAGGUCUCACGCCGUCCAGCAAGCAAUUCGAAUGGCAGCUGGAGAUAUGCGGCUUAUGAACCCUGUCUCUUUAGUGGAGAACCAUUCUGCCUGCAGGACUAACAGAUCUGGCCAGAGGGUUUUGCCCAAUGGUCAAGUUUGGAAGCCUCAUCUCCUAUUGCUCUCCUUCGCUUCCAAGAUUUUGACGGAAGCAAACGCCCUUCUGAAGUUGCAGGACGGUCCGCCUGGAAGGCCCUUUACUACUCGAACGAGAUCACCUCCUUUACCCUAUCUUCUUUCGUCUCUUCUUCAAUCCAGACCGCACUUGAAACUUCCUGAGGAGCAGUUUGGAGGAGACGACGAUGACAUUGAAGAAGACUCGUCGGAAUCUGACAACGAGUCGGAAUUCGAUGAACUGCCGCCGUUUAAACCAUUGGCGAGAGCUGAGCUGGCCAAGCUUGCUAAAGCUCAGAAGAAAGCAUACUAUGAUGAAAUAGAAUAUAGAGAGAAACUGUUUAUGAAGAAACAGUUAAAAGAGGAGAAGAUGAGGAGGAAGAUGAUGAAGAAGAUGGCUGCUUCUAAGGAUCUUCCCGUUGAAGAAGAAGAAAGUGAGGAAGGGGCGGCGGCAUCGGUUCCGGUUGCGAUGCCUGAUUUGGCUUUGCCAGCUUCUUUUGAUGCUGAUUAUCCAUCGCACAGAUACAGGUGUCUCGAUUCUCCCAACCAGUGGGUUGUGCGACCGGUUCUGGAUACUCAAGGAUGGGACCAUGAUGUCGGUUACGAAGGAGUGAAUGUAGAAAGACUGUUUGUGGUGAAGAAGAAGAUACCGGUUUCUUUAUCUGGGCAGUUGACGAAAGACAAAAAGGACAGCACCCUACAAAUGGAGUUGUCCAGUUCCCUUAAACACGGAGAAGGCAAAGCCACUUCCUUAGGUUUUGAUAUGCAGACGUUAGGCAAAGAUAUGGCCUACACUCUAAGAGGCGAGACCAGGCUCAGUAACCGUAGGCGAAAUAAGUUUUCGACUGGCGUUUCAGCCACCCUACUGGGAGACAGUGUGACUGCGGGGUUGAAACUGGAGGAUAAAUUAAUUGUAAACAAGCGGUUCAGGAUGGUGCUCUCGGGAGGUGCGAUGGCAGGUCAGAGUGAUGUGGCUUAUGGAGGCAGUUUGGAAGCAACCUUGAGAGACAAGGACCAUCCUUUGGGGAGAUUCCUAAGCACUCUGGGUCUGUCGGUAAUGGAUUGGCAUGGGGAUCUAGCGAUAGGAGGUAACCUACAAUCGCAGAUUCCUAUUGGACGGUACACAAACUUGAUUGCUAGAGGAAAUUUGAAUAACAGAGGGUCGGGGAACGUGAGUAUACGACUGAACAGCUCGGAACAAAUCCAAAUUGCUCUGAUUGCAGUUAUUCCUCUCAUUAGUAAGCUAGUGGGUUAUCCUCAACAAUUGCACUAUGGACAAUGAUCGGACAAAUCUCUCCAAGUAAGAUUAGACAAGAAGGAGAAGAAGCAUUCACAGGAGGAUCCAGAUUCCAGUGUAUGUUGCUAAAUAUUUUUGUCUUGUUAUAUUUAUGGUUUUAAUCUUCUUCUUCUUUUUUUUUUUGUAUAAGAUUUUUAUGGUUUUGAUCUUGUUUGGUCUCAUUGCUGUAAGUUUUACUUGUUUGAGAUAAUGUGGGGGCAUUUCUUCGUGAGAAUCUGACUUUAAUUAUCACAAAAAAGUGCUUUGUCGUUUUGAUUUGAAAUAGUGUCACGAAGAAGUGCUUUAUCGUUUUGAUUUGAAAUAGGGUCAAGAAUAAGUGCUUUGUCGUUGUGAUUUGAAAUAGUGUCACGAAGAAGUGCUUUAUCGUUUUGAUUUGAAAUAGGGUCAAGAAUAAGUGCUUUGUCGUUUUGAUUUGAAAUAGGUUCGAUUGAUGUCUAUCUGGGCUUCAUUUGUUUGCUUCUGCUUAGAAGCCUAUUUUGGAUGACAUUAUUAUUUUUAAUGAGUUGAUGGUUGGGGACCC